CUCAGAUAACAUAAGUUACAUAACUCAUCCUGCCAUGUCUUCCCCCUAUCUCUGUUCUUUCUGUUCCAUAUAAGAGAAAUACCAUAACCGAACCAAAACCAAAACAAAAUCCUCCCAACUAAAAAGUCCAAAGAGAAUUUUCAUACUCUCUCACUCAAUCAAUCAUCAUGCCCGGAAGCUUAGAGCCGUUGGAUUUAUCCAUUCAGAUUCCUUAUCAUUUCAGGUGUCCGAUCUCCUUGGAGCUCAUGCGGGACCCCGUCACCGUCUGCACCGGUCAGACUUACGACCGUCCCAGCAUCGAGUCAUGGGUCGCCACCGGUAACACCACCUGCCCCGUCACCCGGGCCCCCCUCACCGACUUCACUCUCAUUCCAAACCACACUCUUCGUCGACUUAUUCAAGACUGGUGCGUCGCCAACCGCUCCUUCGGUGUCGAACGUAUCCCCACUCCCAAACAGCCCGCCGAGCCCGCUUUGGUUCGUUCUCUUUUGAACCAAGCCGCCUCCGACUCCAACGCUUUCGCCUCUCGUCUCUCCGCUCUGCGUCGACUCAGAGGACUCGCUCGUGACUCGGAUAAGAACCGUUCCCUUAUUUCCUCUCACAACGUACGCGAAAUAUUGACGAAUAUUCUCUUCUCAAAUUACAACUCCGAGUCGUCCAAUGAGUUGAACCAUGAGGCACUGGCGCUACUCGUAAUGUUCCCGCUCUGUGAGUCGGAAUGCAUUUGUAUAGCAUCAGACAACGAUAAAGUUACGUAUUUAUCGAAUCUGUUAUUUCAUCCGUCGAUUGAAGUCCGAGUCAACUCAGCUUCACUCAUUGAAAUUGUCUUAGCUGGCAUGAGAUCUCAAGAGCUUCGUUCUCAGAUCAGCAACGUGGACGAAAUUUUCGAGGGCGUAAUUGAUAUUUUAAGAAAUCUUCAAUCUUAUCCACGUGGCUUAAAAGUUGGGAUCAAGACGCUCUUCGCCUUGUGUCUUGUGAAGCAGACGAGACACAAAGCGGUGGCAGCCGGGGCGGCGGAGACUUUAGCCGACAGGCUGACGGAUUUCGACAAAUGCGACGCCGAAAGAGCGUUGGCGACGGUGGAGUUGCUCUGCAGAAUUCCGUCCGGGUGCGCGGCGUUCGCGUCGCACGCGCUCACCGUGCCGCUCCUGGUGAAAACGAUCCUGAAGAUCUCAGACCGAGCGACGGAGUACGCCGCAGGGGCCCUCCUGGCGCUUUGCUCGGCGUCGGAGGAGAGUCAAAAGGAGGCCGUCAACGCGGGCGUAUUGACUCAAUUGUUGCUUCUGGUACAGAGCGAUUGUACGGACAGGGCAAAACGAAAAGCCCAGAUGUUGUUGAAAUUGUUAAGGGACUCGUGGCCCGAAGAUUCCAUUGGCAAUUCGGAUGAUUUUGCUUGCAGUGAAGUUGUUCCGUUUUGACGAAGACUGAGUACGGAAAUGGAAAUUCAUGGGUAAAAAAAAAGAGGAAAAAGAAAAAAAUCUGAUGAUUUUUCUAAUUGUUAGUGGAAAAGAAAAAUGAAAAUAAUGUUGAGAUUUUAGGUUGGUAUAGGGAAGGAGGAGUUUGUAAUUGUGUAUGUAUUUUUGUAUGUAAGAAAUUUUUUUGUGGAAAGUUUAAGAAAAAAGAAAUGAAAAGAUACAUCUCCUUAGUUU
Molecule: messenger RNA, 1649 nt
Organism: Pistacia vera
Lineage: Eukaryota; Viridiplantae; Streptophyta; Magnoliopsida; Sapindales; Anacardiaceae
Product: U-box domain-containing protein 26-like
Exons: 2
Coding region: 168-1418 (416 amino acids)
Biological process (GO): protein ubiquitination
Molecular function (GO): ubiquitin protein ligase activity
Source: RefSeq, a predicted model, not a curated record